AUGGAUGCUCAGCAACCUCAACACCAGCACCUUGCCUCCAUGACCGUCAACAUCGACAGUCAGCAACAGAAACAACAUCAUCUGCAACAGCUGCAACAGGCCAACCCGCACUUCGCCAUGCUGGCUCCAGUGGAGCUUGGACCACCGAUGGCCACUGGCUUCACCGUGCAUUCUCCGCCCAUGCACGCGAGCCUGCAUGCGUCGUCUUCGACGUACGGGCAGCAUCAGGGCAACGUCGCGCAGCCCUCCAUGUUCCAAGGGAACUCGAGCCUGACGAUGGGCAUGCUGAUGGGCCUCGAUCCAAGAUACCAGAUGGCGCCCUCGUACAUGGGCUACACACCUCAAACAGCGCACGCGGGCCCCAUCCAGCCAUUCGUCCCUCCAGCGCUGACCUCCAUAUUGAUGCCCCCGGGGAUGCCCCCACUGCUGAUGUCGAGGCCGACAUCGCAGUGGAUCGUCUUGAGUGACGACAUGGCGCCGAUGGUGCAUUGCAAGGGAUGUCCAGCCUGUACGACCUGGGUGCACCACAUCCAGGAGGCUGCGAGGAUGGACCUGUCCUUUGCAGAGGCCAACAGAGCCGCGCGCGUCGCCACGCAAGAGCAGCUCUGCGACCACUUCUGA
This is a messenger RNA of Dichomitus squalens LYAD-421 SS1, 621 nucleotides long. RefSeq lists its product as uncharacterized. Bases 1 to 621 code for a protein of 206 amino acids. The transcript has a single exon. Lineage: Eukaryota; Fungi; Basidiomycota; Agaricomycetes; Polyporales; Polyporaceae. The record is from RefSeq and is a predicted model, not a curated record.